GCUCGAUAGCUACCAUUCCCCCUUUCAGUCACUAGGGAGAGACUCUGAACCGGAAAGCUGCUGUUAUCACACUCAAAGAGUCCCACAGCAGGCUGAUAGGAGCCGCAGAGUCUGCAGCGUACCGCCAUCCGCACCGGCCUGCGGGACGCGCUCUCUCCGCCCGGGAUGGAGAAAGACGCUUCUGGACCGGACCCAUCCUGCCAGCGGAACGGGGUCGUGGGCGUGCAGUACGGAGAGUUCACCGACAUGCUCAACGACAGGAUCCGGUACUCGGUGAGCUUGACGGAGAGCACUCUGACCAUCCAGAGCAUCUCCUCAUCACCCGGCCGGACUAAGGUGGUGUUUAACUUGACCGACUGUGUCGGGUGCCGGGCUCACAGAGGGUCGGACAGCGCGGACGUCGGCGCCUACUUUACAGCCUAUUUCUACCCGUUCAAGAGGCGCUGGAUGAGCGCCGGAGUGGCCCGGCAGAGAGUGGAGCAGUGCUUUAGGGUCGCGCAGGUCCAGGACCCGCUCGUCAACCUCCAGGAGGCUGAGAGGUGGGCUCGUGCCAUCAAAGAUGCCGCCGCGCUGCAGGCGCCCAGGAGAGACGGUGUGGUUUACGCAGAGGUGCGUCGGCCCUGCAGAGUCAUGGUUCUGGUGAACCCUCACAGCGGCCGCGGCCAAGCUCUCCAGCUCUUCAGCGGCCAGGUACAGGGCAUGCUCACUGAGGCCGCUGUUCCCUACACACUCGUCAUCACAGAGCACCAGAACCAUGCACGGGAGCUUGUGAGGAAGGCUGAUCUUUCGCAGUGGGACGCCCUGGCUAUCAUGUCUGGAGAUGGGCUGCUGUUUGAGGUGAUAAAUGGCCUGAUGGAGCGAGAGGACUGGGAAGAGGCCAUCCAGACCCCUCUGGGUAUUCUACCAGGGGGCUCAGGCAAUGCCCUGGCUGCCUCCGUCCACCACUACUCACAGUCCCCCCCAGCGUGGAACGAGGAGCUUUUAUUGAGCUGUGGGUUCAUGCUGUGCAAAGGUCUGGUUGGCUCCAUGGACCUGGUGUCGAUACACCUGGCCUCUCGGCAGCGCCUCUUCUCCUUCCUCUCCCUGGCCUGGGGCUUCGUGGCUGACGUCGACAUCGAGAGCGAGAAGUACCGCCAUGUCGGUGCAAUCCGCUUCUUAAUGGGCACCCUGGUGCGACUGGCUUCCCUCCGAGUCUACCAGGGCAGGUUAGCAUAUCUGCCUGUCAUGGAGACACCAAAACCUCCCAAAAGGAGCAUCACAGCUAACCACUCACCCUCCACACCUCAGCACCCCUCGCUCUGCUCCUCCCUUCCCUGUCGGCUUAUCCCCAACAUCUCUCCAAACCAGAACUCUCGCCACAAUCACAACAGCACAAACUCCAACCACAACACCAUCACCAACUCCUCCAACAAUGCAAUCACUACCAAUAGACCUGAGACCCAGAGUGAUGGCAAGACCAGAGCACUGGAAGACUCUUGGCUUCCUGGCCUGGACCAGCCUGUCCCAGAGAGCUGGACAGUGGUCAAGGAGGAGGGCUUUGUCUUGGUGCUGGCUAUUUACCAGUCCCACCUGGCUGAGGACCUGUGGACAGUCCCUAGUGCGAUGGCAGACGACGGUGUGAUUCAUCUGUUAUAUGUGACAGCAGGAAUCUCCCGUCCAGCCCUCCUGCGCUUUUUCCUCGCCAUGGAGAAGGGCGCCCACUUGGAAUGCGGCUGCCCCCAUCUGGUGUACAAGAAGGUGAAAGCCUUGCGGUUGGAACCCAUCUCUCCACAAGGCAUGAUCACUGUGGAUGGGGAGAUGGUGGAAUACGGGCCUGUUCAGGCUCAAAUCCACCCAAGACUGGCCAGACUUAUUUGUGGAUGAACUGGGAUUAUCUUAAUCUUUUCUGACUGUAGUUUUCUAGUUUGGCCUUUUAUAUUCAGUGUCAAUUUCCUUCUGUAUGCUGUGUUUUCGGAAGUGCCAAAGACAUAUGAUCAGCCUCUGGAAAUUCCUCUAUUUUUCUACAGAAAUAAUGUGUCUUAUUUUUAUGGACUUCCACCCAGUACUCUCUUUUCCUCAAUGUUUGAUUCAGGGUCAAAGCAAUUGAUGGUUGUACUUGCUGCUGGCUGGUCCCAGCUUAGAGAAACGGAUAGAGAUUGUGUGUGUGUGUGUGUGUGUGUGUGUGUGUGUGUGUGUGUGUGUGUGUGUGUGUGUGUGUGUGUGUGUGUGUGUGUGUGUGUGUGUGUGUGUGUGUGUGUGUGUGUGUGUGUGUGUGUAGCUUUGGCACACACCAGUGCAGCGGCUGAGGAGUGCAUUGUGCACUCUGCUGUCGGCCCUCAUAAGCAUGACACAUGUGAAGAGAAGCACAUUUUACCAUCCUGGGAGUCUCUUGGAGAAACCAUGCCCCUUGUCCCACUGUACUACCCCAGGCCAACAAUCUCCCUCUUGGGCAACCACUCUGACAGCACUGCCUCCCUCUCAGCCUGGUUAAGAGGAGCAUUUUUAUUUUUUCACUGAGGGGAUACAAAUCCCCCGGGAAUUGGAUGUUGAAAAAAUCUUUUAUCUUUGAUUAAAGAUUAUAUAAACUGGAACAAUACCAGAUCCAGUCACGCUAACACAGACCCCACCCCUUCUCCUUUUUGUGUGGGAAAACUUCUUCCAGCUGAUGAUACGUGAAGUGCUAGUGAAGCAGAGAGAAAUUUUGCCAGCUGAGGUUAAACCUCUACCACCGGCUGAUCCACUUCAUGCCCUGUGUGUUCUCUUACCCUGCUUCAUCUGCAACCAUCAUCAAACUGUAGAAACCACAUCCACACACACAUAAUCACACACUUUCUUUCCCCAUCCCCCCUCCUCCUAUGAACAGCUCCUCCCAUAAACAUGCAUACACACACAGACACACACACACACACACACACAAUCCUUUGCAUCUCUGCAGCACUUAGCGAGGGGGAGGGGCAUGGUCUUCUUCUGUGCGUAUGAUCCCGUCUCCUCUUGCCAUCUUAAGAUUGUACUCUUCCUCCCUCCUUUGGUUAAUGAGCCAUCAGCACCUUAUCUGUUCUUAGUAAGAAGCUUUACAUCUGCAAAAGUGUGCAACAUAUUCUUUAAUUAUGUGGAAUCUUUUGAGUGAGUUUCAGCUCCAGACACUUUUUAGACUGGUUGAGGCUCACUUUAGUGCAGAGAGCAGGGUUUCACACCGGGUAUGUCAGCGUUGCAUAGUGAGGGCCGUGCGAUCAGUGUGGGCUGGAGGGAGUCAUGUGCUCUGCUCCACUGUGUGGCCUUUUCCGCUGGUUGUCGGUGCUGCUGGGAUGAGCAUUAAUGCACCAGAGCAAAGGAGAGUGCAAAUGUUAGCAUUAUUAUUAGCGCCCUCCCUCCCUCCACACUCACACACACACACACACUCUCUCUCUCUCACACCAGUUUAUUUUAGGUCAUGAUGACCGCACCAGAACUGUUACACCCACAGGUAUGCAGCAGCUAAAUAUCAUCACUUAGAAAGUCUUUGAUGACCUGUCUUUUCUGACCUGACAAAUCAUGUUCUUUAAUUGUAAAACAAGAAAACAAACACAAAAACUGAAUGUUAACAGGGUAAAAGAGACAUUACUGAAUGGAUGUUGCUAACAACACAAUCACCUCUUAAGCUAAAUGAGAAAAGUAAAAUGUUGAAAGGCUAAUGGGGUUCAAAGAAAUGCUGAUUGGGAGAUUUCCCAAGUUUCGAUGAAUACAUCAUUGUUGUGUGUGCAUUAGAGUCAAUGCAACGAAUAGAUAGUGCACAUCAUGUUCCUGCUGUUUGUGAACGAAGGAAAGUGUUUGGCUUCCUCUGGAACAGGUGUAAAUGUACACCGGGUCCCUUUUAAAUGUAAAUUUCUUCACAUAAUGCAAAAAAAGCAAGCUUUCUUUAAGGACUGUACAGUAAUUAUCAGGGCGUGGAGGGAGGCUGAACUCUAUGUUUCACUAUGUGCCUCUGUGGACAAUAGUUUCUUAGGACACUCCCUUUGACUAAGAGAAAAUGCAACAAGACCAAAUCAUGAUUGAAAUAUAGUUUUUUGGAUAUGAUUCAUAUGUAUGAAUAAUUAAAAAACACUGCACCACCUGCAUCAUGCACAUAAAAACAGGUUAUUCCAUACAGCUAUGGACUAAGCAGACAUCCACUUAAAUGAUCUAUUCUUGCAGAGAUAGAACAGAAAAAAUAUAUAUAUAAGACAAGCUAGCAUUAGCUGUCUAGCAGGUAAAGACAGACUGAAUAAACUAGAAUCUGCACAUUGAUCACUUAUUUUUUGUGCAUAUUUCAAAUAACUCUUCAAAUAUUUGUUUGCAAAUGUAUACAUUUUACCCAUCGUGCAAAAGCAAAAUGUCAAAUUGAUCAAAUUAAUUCAAUAUACAGUAUACAUCGUCCAGCAAAACAAUAUUUCGAAGGCGGGAGCUGCUGCGGGCCAGGGAAAAAUGUCUCCCUGCUGAGAUAAUGUUUAGUCAGUCAUUAGAGAUUUAUUUCAUUCUGCUUCUCAUAACUGGCAGCUGGUCUUAGCUAGUGGAAUGUGUUGAGCAAAUUAAAGCCCAGAUACAAAGAAGAGAAUUUCCCCCUCCACACACCCUACAGCAAAAUGAACCACAAUGACGUGUGGCGUACACCAGAGCCAUGUUUUUGAGUUAAAUAUUUGACCCCCAACCCUUAAUAAUUUUUGUACACUCCCUAAAUGAUCCAUGCUUGAAGUUAACUCUUCCAUCCUCCAUCUUCACUGCAGUGCCGAUUAUUUGCCUAUAACUUAAUUUUACAUUAUGAGACGUUUACAUUUACUGUGUGAUAGUCAUAGCUACAACUGGUGUCCAACAUGCUGUACCUUCUACCAUUACUGUAACCUCAGCAAAGUUAUCCAGGUGCUUUGAAUGCAUUGUUGUGUUCCGCAGGCUGCACUAGUGAACUCGCAGCUGCCCACGUGCACUGUUCGUUACUAAAUGUAUAAAGUACAUCUCGUAAGGCUAGAGAUAAGCUAUGCAAAUGCCUUGUCAUGGCUGCAGACAUCUGGAGUGAGGGGGCCCUCUGCUGGACCAAUCACAUACACUCAUUGAGCUAUCCUGAAAUAAAUCCUCAUGUCGGACAAUGCAAUCUCAGCAGACUGCCACCCCCUUCCUGCUUCUUAUAUGGACAGGCUUGGAUGGGUAACAACGUUAAGCUCAGCUGCAGGAGACGUUUCCUUCUUCAUACAAAUCUUCAAUAACGGAAGCCAACAUCCUUUUUAUUGUCAUUAUAUGAUAGAAAUGUACUUGAUGCUCGCGUAGAAAUACAGCUGCAAAUAAUAAUCAACGUCAGCAUAUCUGUGUAAGGCGUUGCUACACUACUGUUAACUUACGGUACUAUACUGUUCAAUUGUUUAUUCCACUCGCUUUAAUGUAAUAGCAGUUGUUUUUUAAAAACAUAAAUGUUAAUACUUGUCUUUGUCAAUAUACUGUCAUGACAUUUUAUACCACAGUUAAAAAGGUUGUGUCACUGAGUGAGAACUCAAAUGUUUUUAGGAACAUAUGUUUUCUGUACCGUGGACACGUUUUGUUUUACUCAAAAUAUCUUGAGUUGUAUCCUCACUUAAAGAAAGCCUGAACUGUCAUUAUUUACAGAUAGAAGAUGAAUGUUUUAUUCACUGCUUUGUUGUUUAAUGUGGCGAUAUAAACUGGCUUCUAGUGCAGUAGAUCAGGGGAUCCAUGUGGUGUGGUUGAAUGUGUCAUUCUGUCUAUGUUA
Etheostoma cragini (Arkansas darter) is the source of this 5707-nucleotide messenger RNA. Its product is annotated as sphingosine kinase 1. Gene Ontology annotation, biological process: cellular response to growth factor stimulus; negative regulation of apoptotic process; sphingosine biosynthetic process. The coding region runs from base 166 to 1863 and encodes 565 amino acids. Gene Ontology annotation, cellular component: intracellular membrane-bounded organelle; membrane; cytoplasm. The transcript has 5 exons. Lineage: Eukaryota; Metazoa; Chordata; Actinopteri; Perciformes; Percidae. The record is from RefSeq and is a predicted model, not a curated record.